AUGGGGGGCAUAACGUCCACCACGCGCCGCACCGAGCUGACGGCGAUGAAUUUCUGCUACCACGACGACCUGAUCCCAAAGACGGAGGAGGGCUGCAACGUGGCCGCGAAGAAGGUGCACGGCUCUCACGUGUUCGAGAUCUCAGGAUACAGCCUGCACAGGGAGCUAAACGCCGCACGCGCAAUGUCGGCCGUGUUCACCGUCGGCGGCUUCGACUGGGUAAUUGUCGUCUUGACCGGGGGAUUACAGGGUCGUGUAAAGGAAUUCCCUGCGCUGGGGGCGUUCCUCCAAUUAAUGAGCGAGGACGAGGGCACCAGGGUGAGGGCGUCCUUCCACAUCAGUCUCGUGGACGUCACUGGAUCUGCGCCGCCGCAUACGAUGGUAGGGACGAACGAAUUCGACACCGAACCCGAAAGAAGCCAGUGCUCAGGUCGCCUCGACUUCAAGCUAAAGAGCGAGCUCGAGGCGUCGCCUUACCUUCACGACGAUCGCCUCACCAUCGAGUGCGUUCCAACAACCGCCGGUCAAAAGGAUGUGAGAUCCUUCGCCGAGCUGCCGCCGGCCGACAUUACGGCCUUCACAGAGCACACCGACGUGAUUUUCGAGGUUGAGGGAGAGGAUUUUCCUGCCCACAGAAGGGUGCUCGCGAUGCGGUCGCCUGUCUUCAAAGCCGAGCUAUAUGGGGCGAUGAGACUAGUCGAUAUGGACCGGAUUACCAUCGCUGACAUUCAACCCGCUGUCUUUGAGGCCCUCCUUAAUUUUGUCUACACCGAUUCACUGCCUGCAUUGGAUGAUCUUGGCCGCACUGACUACAACGAGAUGAUCCGGCAUUUGCUCGUCGCCGCAGAUCGCUAUGCCAUAGACACGCUGAAGACUAAAUGUGAAGGCAUCCUUUCCGAGAAUAUUGAUGUGAAGACCGUGCUGGCUACCCUCGCUUUGGCUGAUCAGCAUCAUUGCGGUGUGCUAAAUGAGGCUUGCCUUCGGUUUAUUGCCUCUUUAGGUAGUAGAGUGCAAAUGGAGGCGUUAAUGGCAAGCCAAGAGUAUGCUGAGCUCAAAGCAAACUGCCCUUUGGCUUUAGUGGAACUAUGGGAGAAGAUAUGUAGCCUUGGCAGCAGAUCAAAGUCUUCGUUUCAGUUUGGUAGUUCACUCGCAUAA
Molecule: messenger RNA, 1155 nt
Organism: Lolium perenne
Lineage: Eukaryota; Viridiplantae; Streptophyta; Magnoliopsida; Poales; Poaceae
Product: BTB/POZ and MATH domain-containing protein 2-like
Biological process (GO): protein ubiquitination
Molecular function (GO): protein binding
Source: RefSeq, a predicted model, not a curated record